Molecule: messenger RNA, 2967 nt
Organism: Aspergillus pseudoviridinutans
Lineage: Eukaryota; Fungi; Ascomycota; Eurotiomycetes; Eurotiales; Aspergillaceae
Exons: 2
Coding region: 1-2967 (988 amino acids)
Source: RefSeq, a predicted model, not a curated record
AUGUCGGCCUCUAUACAGCGCAUCGCAGCAGCAGCAGUGCAUGCAGUAGGUGAAGCCAACCUCGCUCUAGCACAUGUGAAUUUCGAUUUUUCCCUGGUCAAGUACGAAGUUCCCGCCGAGCUGCAGCCCAUCGAGCAACGUCUCUCCAAGGCCCGGAAACAGUCAGCUGAGGAAGGGUCAUUCCACAUUCUGGCUCGAAGGCUAGGCGUGCUAUUUCAGGAUGUCCUCCCCGAGGUACCUGCGCUGCUGGAGGCGUAUGGCACCCGAGUGACCGAAAUCGUGCAGGAAACGACGGAUACAAUGGAUCAGCCAAAGGGUCUCGCAGAAACCUUCUUUGGAUCACAUUUGGGAAUUGAUUACACGACGAUCUGGGCCAGUGCAACGAGUGGUAGGCCUGUGCUUCGAAUGCAUCUUUUAGCGUGCAUGCUAGCUCGGAUCUGGUCACCGCAGGAAGCGACGGCCAUCUGGGCCGAGCUAGUCAGUCAUCGACAGAUGGAGAUCAAACAGCAGGCGGCCAUGUCGGGAGACAUCGCGGGUUAUACUUUGGCGCAGGCAGCGGCAUCCCACGAGAUCAGCCGCUCAUCGCUGAGCAGUUGGGACUCCAGUGCUCGUGCUUGGCUUGAAGUGGCCGAUAGAGCCUGUGUCCGACAGCAAGAUCAAAUUAGGUUGAUCGUGAAUAAUCUGUCGGUGGCCGUCAAGGCUGCCGGGAGUCAUCAAGGCCGGACUGCAUCCAGCAAGGAGAAUUCUUAUGAUAGCGUGAUCCAGAACCUCAGCUGCGCUUUGACUGCUCUUGACAAGUUAAUCAGGGGAGAGCCUCAACGGAUCAUUGACGGUGGAGUUCUUCUUGGCCUUACUUGCUGGCAUAUUUACCCAGACCUAGUAGUCCUGGGCUCAAUUACGCGAGAGAUUCGCCAGAAGGAUCCGUUAGUCCAAGACGGGGGGAUCGUCACCAUAUCCAUCGCUCCCCGUUCCGAUUCAGACCAGUCUAGGUCUCCAAACGGAGUCUACUGGUCCCUGCCCCUGGCCAGUCUUCGAUACUAUGGAACUGUCCAGCGGGAGCGCUCAACCAUGCAUGACUCUAGGUUGACCAUAGCACAGCUACAGGCGCUGGUCCUGGGGGCUUCCUUGGAUUCGCUUGCGCAUGCAUCAAUUGCCGGGAAAUUCUUCAAGCUAUUAUGGGCCAUGUUUUACAGUCGCUAUCAGGUGCAACUGCGAGAGAGCAAGGGCGACGCGCUGCCAUUAUCCGACAAAUUUUCGGAUACAAUGGAUGGGAGCGUCCUCGGUUUCAAACAAAACAUGAAGGUCUUGCAGCUGAUAUAUGUCUUCAUGGACGGAAUAGACCUUUUAUCCUCAGAGGACGAAACCCAAAGAAAAGUUGCCCUUCAGCUCCUGAAGUAUGGAGCCAACUACGGAAAAUCGUGGAUCGGAGCUGAAGGCAAUUCAACGCAAUCAUUCUUCGGAUUAGCAAAUCUGCCCUCUAUUCUCCAUAUGGUCAGCAGCCUGGAGGUCCGGGUAGAAAUUCUGCGAAGGAUGUGUUUAGAAUACUCUCUGGAUGGUGCUCAUCACAUCAUUCGUCUUCGUACAGCAGAGGAUGGCUGGGUAUACGUAUCCAUCAAGGCGACAGCGAACCCGGACAUCACUCGGAGCGGUGCGAAACGAAAGCGUAGCGAAUACGAAGGAGAGACGCCAGGUAUCGACCAGCAACUUCACGUUCCGGACGGUGAGAGCUGGAUCUGCUUCCCUCCCUCGGGAGACCUGAGUAGCGGCCAACACGGCGUGGCCCUUGAGGAGCUCUAUGCCAAUGUGGAACAACUUGCUGAAUCGCAACCGUACGGACAAGCAGCAGAAGAGCCUCGAGCAAGUCAGAGUGACUUAAGGGAGCCCCUUCUGAGUGAUGCUAUCUUCUACGAAUUAUUGGACGGCAAUCCGGAAUUUGGUCGGUAUGUGUACUUUGACUUUGUUAUGGGCGUGCACAAUCUAGCGGCGGUGUACUCCAGACGGCCAGAGGGCGAAAUGCGAUUGCAGCGAAAGACGCCAACCACCGUUCCUCUAGACUUCAUUCACAGCUUGCUGGAGAGGAAUCUUAUACGUGCGGACAUUGCAGCUCGUUGUCUUUAUGACUACUUCGACACAGAGCGAACCUCUCAUGGUUAUUCUUUACUCACGCUUGGGAGAAUCAUGGACUACUACAAGCGGCAUCUACCACGGGCUACCAUCUCAAUCAACGUCAUCAAGAAGCCGUUAAAUUCAUGGAAGUGGACGGCUUCGCUCGUCUCCGAACUUGAAUUCCUGCCAAUAGCGGCGUAUCAACAAGCUCGUGAUGGCCACGUCCAAGACACAAUCUACCCGAGUCCUUUGUCCCGCGAGCAUGCGUUCGCAGCGAUCUUGCAGCUCGAGUCUGGCACAGUCAACGUCGACAGUACAGACCUUACCCGCGUAAUGGCAAUCUCGAGUGGGAACUCCCUUUUCAUUGCCAAACGACUUCUUCAGGACCCCAUUCCUUCGACUGAGAUGGCUUCAUGCGCCGUGGCCCACGUGGUCGGCAAUGUAGGUAAGCCCGGUAUCUCAUUGUUAACUGCACCACUCGAGCUGGAAAUCCGAAAGCAUGAUCUUGAGCGAUGGCGUUUCAUCAAUCACUAUCCCUUUGAUGGGGACCCGUCCGGCGGGAGAUUCGAAGGCACAUCCAUCCAUCUGUCGUUUACAGGUUUCGAAGCCCCGGUCACACUUGCAUCCUCCAGUUAUCGUGAGAUGGAGGCGUACUACCUGGAGACAAAAGUAGCCAUGAAUGACGAGGGAGAAUGGGUCGCUGAUCUUGAUAUAUUGCGAGGCUUAGCGGGCCCGCGGCUUGAGGUUCGAGGACUGGAGGGAAAUCCUGGAGCCGCCAAACCAAAUUUUGGUGUUACGUUCCGGUGGCUCAUGGAUGGCGCGAUUGGCCGCUGUGAGUAUCGCAUAUUCCAGGGGGUAUAG